Metarhizium acridum CQMa 102 is the source of this 897-nucleotide messenger RNA. Lineage: Eukaryota; Fungi; Ascomycota; Sordariomycetes; Hypocreales; Clavicipitaceae. The record is from RefSeq and is a predicted model, not a curated record.
AUGCCCUUACAUCUCUUGGGGAAGAAGUCCUGGAACGUCUAUAAUGCCGACAACAUUGCGAGAGUGCGCCGCGACGAGGCCGCGGCUAGGGCAGCAGAAGAAGCAGAGGAGCAGCGCAUGCAAGAAAUCGACGCGCAGCGCCGCUUGGCUAUACUCAGAGGCGAAGUACCGCCACCAUUAGAAGACGAUGCACAAAAUGACCUGGAUGUACCGCGAAAAUCAAGCAGACAGAGUGACCCAAAUCGUCAUGGGGACACGCGGCGAAAACGAAAGCGCCAUGGCGAGGAUGACACCGACUUCGAACUACGUGUAGCGAAGGAGAGGACAGACCUCGCAAGCAGAUCGCUGGAACUGUCUCGACAACCAACGAGCUCGGCGCCGAUUGUGGACCACCGCGGACAUAUUGAUCUGUUUGGCGACGAGAAGACUAGGGCACACGGCGAAAAGAACCCAGAAGCAGAGAGGGAAGCGCAAAAGAAGAGGCGGGAAUAUGAAGACCAAUAUACCAUGCGCUUUUCCAACGCGGCUGGCAAGCAUGGAACUAACAGUCCGUGGUACUCCCAAGCAGACACCGCCAGGCAGGAUGCGCCGCUGAAAGAUGUCUGGGGUAACGACGAUCCAAGACGGAGGGAGAGAGAUGCGAAUCGAAUAGUCGCCAGCGAUCCCCUUGCCAUGAUGAAAAAGGGCGCCUCACGAGUGAGAGAGUUGAAACAGGAGCGGAAGAAGUUUCAGGAAGAGCGGGAGGAGGAGAUGCGUCAGAUGCGAAAAGACGAACGGCAAAGGGAGAGGCACAGGCAGAGAGACGAGCGAGGGGAGAAGAAGGGACAGAGAUCAAGCGCGGUCACAUCGCCGCGACUCCCGUUCUCGCGAGAAGGUCUCUCGUCACCGCCGUCAUGA